CUGACGCGGGGCGAGGCCGACGGUUUUGGGGAUAGUGGCGCGGCGGUCUUCCUCGGCGAGGCCGGGGGCCGGCCCCUCUUCGCGCUGGAGGCCGCGCGUUCCUUGGACGACGCGCGCUUCGUCGACGCGCGGACGCAGGCGCCCUUCCUCGACGCGACGGAGAACGAGGUCGCGCUCUGCGCGGCGGCGCUCACGACGUGGCGGCGGUCGAACGGCUUCUGCGCGAAAUGCGGCGGCGCGACGGCGCUGACCAUGGCGGGCCACUGCGCGAAAUGCGUCGCGUGCGGGUCCGUGUCCUUCCCGCGCACGGACCCGGCGGUCAUCGUCGCCGUGAGCUCGCUCGACAACUCGAAGAUCCUGCUCGCGCGGUCGCCGCGGCACCCGCCGGGCAUGUUCACGACGCUCGCCGGCUUCGUCGAGGCCGGCGAGACCUUCGAGAAGGCCGUGGCGAGAGAAGUACACGAGGAGAGCGGCGCGGUCGUGAGCGACGUCGCCUACCUCAAGUCGCAGCCGUGGCCGUUCCCCCAGUCGGCGAUGAUCGCCUUCCGCGCGUCCGCGGACGCGGACGCGCCGCUCGUGCUCGACGAGGAGGAGAUCCUCGAGGCCCGGUGGUUCGACCGCGACGCCGUGCGCCAGGCCUGCACCGUGCCGGGGGCCGUCAUGCGGAAG
Molecule: messenger RNA, 669 nt
Organism: Aureococcus anophagefferens
Lineage: Eukaryota; Pelagophyceae; Pelagomonadales; Pelagomonadaceae
Exons: 1
Biological process (GO): NADP+ catabolic process; NAD+ catabolic process
Cellular component (GO): cytosol
Molecular function (GO): NADH pyrophosphatase activity
Source: RefSeq, a predicted model, not a curated record